UCCUCUUACUUUCCCCCAACUGGAACAAAGUUUCAUUUUCUCGACUGUCUGCUAGGGACAUUAGAAGAUUCUGCGAAAUAAAAUGCCCGUGAAUAAAUCUUUCUUGCCGGAACCCUUUUGAACUUCACGUACAUUUUUCAAGACGAACCUAUCUUUAUUCAUUAUACAUAUGCCGAUUCUUCCCAAUUAUAUGCAACUUAUUCAUUCAAAGUGAUCUCUUUCUUGCAAUAAUAUCCAAAUAUCUGUUACAAUCGAUAAGCUCUCUUUUCUGGCGCCAGUUGUCAAAAAAGUUGGUGGGCUAGAUACAUCUCGCUCAUCGUUUGGACUUGUCUUCAGUUUGAUCCUGCUAUUGAGAGUAUGCAUCAUGAAUAACUCAAGCGAUAGAAAUCGCUAUCUCUGGCACACCCUUCUCCUAGCAGUCACAUGUGUGGUUUCUUUUGCAGUUGUAAUUCAAGCUCAAGACUCAUCAUUUUCUAUUAGCUUCAGUUCAGGAGACUUGUUGCUUCCUUGUGUGUACCGAGGACAGCCACAUCUCCACGGAGAUGUAUGGAAUGUAGACGAAUGUACCGCUUGUAAUUGUGACAAUGCCACUGUUACCUGUGUCAUCGAGAGUUGUCAGCCCGCCUUCUGCGCUGAGCCCUUAAAGCCGGAAGGAGAAUGUUGCUUUCUCUGUCCUUACAAUGUUAAAGUGAAGAAGGUACUCCCUGAGAUCACCAGUACAAACACCAUAGCAGAAGGAGGAGAUAACAGAAUUAGCCUGGAUGUACCUAUCAAGUUUCAAGAGGCCAUGGAUACAACCGGGGUGAGUGGUGAGGACUUGUGGACACUGAGUGCUUGGGCGUCAUCAACACCUGAUGGAAGAGGACCAAGGUACGGCUAUAAUAGAAACGUUUUGGACGAUAUUCAAGAGGAUCAGGAUUACAAAAAGAAGGAUAAAUUUCAAUUUUCGGACAUCGAUUUCCGAUUCAAUGAUCCGAUGGCCGAGUGUGAAGACAUGAAGUACAUCUGCGUUCGCAUCCAACGAGGGGCGGCUCCCAUUACUACUGGAGAUCUAGAAUAUCAGUUCUCCGGUUAUCCGGAUGAUAAUGUUCUUACAGGUUGCACCGGCUCUCCAGAAUGUAUAGGUAUCGCUGCCAGGGAAAUGGAUUGGACCCUAGAACCCCUUGAAACGGUUAUUCCGGGUGAACGGACAGCAGUUAGCAUCGAUAAUACGGUAAUAUUCAAAGAGAACAAUCCCUUACUCACAGGAGAUGGUCUGUGGCGCAUGGGACUAUUCGGCAGCCGGAACGCAGAAGGCACCGGGGAUCGUUUCAGCUACGUUUCCCAGACACUGAGCUUACCACAGCAAGGAACUACGCUGAAUCCCAACCUACCUCUUGAAUUUAUGGAUGCAGAAACAGAGUUUGAAAUGGGCUCCGUCGGUUGUAAUGAAUAUGGUUAUGUGUGUGUUGAAUUCACCGGAGGUGACGACCCAAUGCCAAGCUUCUUCUUUAGGGUAGAAGAUGCAGUAGAUUCUUCAAAGGAGGCUAACACCCUCGUCAGUUGCCGUGAGCAAGAGUGUCUCUCAAAUGUAUGGGCAGAGUCUUUGGACUGGGAUUUGAUACCAACUGACAGAGUCUUACCCGGUCAAGAAACCGGUGUGAGUAUUGAUAGCACUAUCAUGUUUGAAGAAGAUAACCGCGAGGUUGCUGGAAGUGGUCUUUGGAGGAAAGGAUUGUUUGGGAGUAGAAAUCCCGAUGGCAGUGGAGAAAGGUUCAACUAUCAACGUCAGAUCCUAGACAGACCCCAACAAAGCAUUACUUUGGAUAAGAACAGUGGAAUGUUAGACGUCAACGAAGCGACAACAACAUUUGAGAUCGGCACUGUCGGUUGCAAUGACUUUGGCUAUGUAUGCGUUGAAUUUACCGGAGGUGACAGCCCGAAUCCGAUGUACUAUUUUAGAGUUGUAGGAUCUGCUAAUGACUACCCUGAGGAAAACACACUUGUGACCUGCAAGGAACAGGAAUGUUUAGCAAGGGCCAUAUUUACAGACCUUGACGUUGACCUCGGUGACCAAGUGCUCGUCGAAAAUAAGAACAACUUUUUAAACGUAGACUUGAGUGGGAUUACGGCAGAUGACUCCACCAACGUGAUAGGAGAUGAACUAUGGAAAGUGUCUGCAUAUGCCAGCCAAAAUCCUGAAGGAACUGGGUCGAAGGUUGGAUUAGUAGAACAGAUUCUGGAUCCGUUUACAGCCGCUGCGGACCUCAACGAAGGAGAAGAUCUGCCAAUGGAUGGUGUUGAUUUCGACUUUGAUAUGACGGGUUUGAGAUGCGAGGAUGUACCAUACCUCUGCUUCGAUCUGGAUAAAAAUCCAGACGCGACUGUGAAUUUUAUAUAUGAGUCUCGUCCUGACGAAGCUGCCACUACAACAUGUGUUGAUUUCCGUGACCGCUGCAAAGGUGCUACUGCAAUUGAUGUUGACUGGGAUCUGGAGGUUGGAGAUGGCCCAUUCGACGAGCCACUCCCUCUGACCAUCGACGCUGAUGUACUCUUCGAACCAGACAGCCCCGAUGUUAACGGAGACGGCUUGUGGCAGUUAGGUGUUUUCGCCGCGAAGAAUCCAGAGGGUUCUGGACCCCGUAAAGAUGAAGUGACCCAGGUGCUUGAUCCCCUCGACCAGUCGGUGCCCCUAGACGAAGGUGGACCUCUCCCCUUAGACGAUGUAGAUUUUCCAUUCCCGAUCAACGAAGUCGGCUGUAGUGAUUAUAACUACCUUUGCGUGGAAUUUAAGAAAGGAGAGGCGCCCUCACCCGACUUCAAGUUCGAGACUCAGAGCGGAGAGGACUCGAUUAUAUCAUGCAAGGAACAGCCAUGUAGAGGUGCUCUUCCAUUUUUUUUCAAUAUUUUAUUAUACCUUUUUUAAGGAAAGUGAUUUAGCCACCAGCAAUGCAAUUUACUUGUACCCACAAAUCAAUGGCAAUAGAGUUUCAUGGUGUAUAAGAGUAAAUCAAUUUUUAUGCAAGGUUACAUCUAAACUUACCCCCACUAACCUAUGGUACAGAUUAGGUGUUGCUAACGCCGGCGAGUCUCCAUCAAGAAGUCCCAGGAGCCCACUUCUUUUCAAUCCUAUCAAGGGGCGUAAACAUCAGAUGUUCAGCAGGGAAAGUCUGUGCAGGUGAAUAGGUUCUACCAGGUGAUCAAUAUGUAGAAUGUUACAGGUGAUCUCCUCAGGUAAGCAUGAAUAAUCGGUCUAAAGAAAUGGCUUGACAUUGAAUCCCACCCCCUCCAAAAAAUAGGUUAUAGGUUCAAGAUGGCCACGUAGAGGAAAUAUUCAAAAGAAUUAGCCGCAUCCAUUCAUCUGACUGGAGUUGUAUUCAUCAAGCGGCCAGUUGUUACAGACCACCAGUUGGCAGUUGCUAAAGGAUUGGGGAAAUUAUUCGCACCAGAUCAACGCCUUCAGCCUUCUAUCACCAUAAGGUGCGUAUAAAUAUAUUUGUAUGCAUCUUCAUGCUAACAUUAUCGUUACAGCUUAACCAUGUUUGUUCGUAUGACGACGACUAUGCUGUGAAGACCACCGCCUUGAAGAAGGAAAGUUCAAAACUUCACGUACUAGAAAGGAAUGAUGAUCAGUGCACACGUCAACCUAACAAAUAUCAGUAUCGGAUAACAAGGUAUGUACAGGGUAAGUGGUAGUAAUUUGAAUUGAUCAAGCAAACUUGUAAGUACUGUACAAGUUGAAUGUGUGAUUUCAAUGUUAUAUACAGCUCUAGGUUAGGUCAAGCGUCGUUUGUAGGUCCGUGGUCAAGACAAGGUCGGUCAAGUCCAGCACCUUCCAAGGAUCUACUGUAUGAAGAACAUGCCUGAGCAAGGGACCCACACACUCAAGUCCUUGCACAAGUAUCGAGAGUUGGUAAUAUCCUUUUAACGUCAGUAAUGUUACACCAUGAAAUUAUUUGUUUCCCAAAUAAUGGAAAUUAGAUUACAGCUUUAGGUUAGAUGUUAUCGUGCGAUGGUGAAUCUGAUGGAGUGGAAAUCGGUUCUGAUCAGAUGGGACUCUACACUCCUGAUCAGGACUAUGAGAUUUAUCAUUAGAUUCGGAAGGAUCCAUCGGAAGAUGAGUGGGUAACUUCAGAAGAGGAAGACCGGACAUGAUCACCAAAGAUUCAAACCAAUGAGCAUGAUGGGGGAAAGAGAAGAUGCUCACCUGUAUACCAAACGACUUCCAGAACUGGGAUGAGCGACGCGAACAGGAUGAAGAAGAAACGACUUCUAUUUGUACUUUGAUGACGGAGAAUCGGACUGGUAGACCCUACAACGAUCAUUGGUGAGGGGGCGCUGUUAACGCAAGCGGAAUACACGAACUUGAUCGUUGAAGCAAGGCAGAGAGAGAAAAACAACAUCAAUCGGGUUUAUGGAAUGAAUUAUCUUCUGCAUUCCGAGACGUUCGUUAAAGGGUCACUGGUCACUGGCGACAACACCUAAGUAUGCGUAUCAUUCAUAGAAAUGAAUAGGAAAUGUAUAGCGAUCAUCAGGCUUCAAUCGUAAGGAAGUUCAAAUUCAUCUCAAUAGACAUACCCUCUGAUGAGAAAGUAAUCAACGAUAUAGUGCCCCUCCACUGAAGAGCAAAUCAGAACCUGGUCCUCGUAAUGAAAGUAGAUUCCCUGGACAAUAUCUUAUCAUUUAAGUUAUCAAUAGAUGGGUAGACUUUGAAUCAGACUUAUGUAUAUCAAAUUGUGAAUUGCCGUUUCUUGCAAGCAUUCUAGAUUGAGUGGAUAAUGGUGUUGUGGUCAUAAUCCGCCGUACACGUGUUUGUGUCUACUCUCAGGUGGGUGUUUCAUAAAGCUGUUCGUAAGUUAAAAUUGACUUUAAAAAUGACCGAUGGUCCUUUCUUGUGGUAAAUGGUAUACACCCGAAUGUUGAUUGGCAAUAGUUUAUCGCGUAAGAAAGCUUCACCAGUCGUUCCUGAAGUCACUCUUAACUUAACAUCAUAUUUAUGAAACACCUCCAGGCCUCUUACACCCCUACUGUCUUGUUAACAUAUAACUAAAAAAUACGUGAAAUCUUAAAGCGAAUGUAAAGCGCCGCGCUUGCAAGGCACGAUGGACGUGUAACCGACGUGAAACGAGCCAUGACUUCAUAUUUAACCAUUAGUUUAAGGUGACCUCUUCAGUUUGCUUUUAGGUUUCAUGUAAAAAAAGGACUUACAGGAAGUACGAUAAUCAUGAGCAUCACUCGCGUAGUCAUGUGUUUUUAAGAUCGCACCCACGGAGGUGUUCGGUGGGUUACCAGGUCAUUAAAAACUGCACAAUUAAAACUCAUUUUUCAUAUAUUUUUUAAUGAAAUAGGAAUUUCUUAAAGGGAUAGAAAAGUAUUAGUAAGGGGCAUAAACCAUGCUGAUAGUAUUAUCAUACCACGAUACUUGCAUUAAAAAUAAGUGUGUGACAGUUUUUAAAAUGAAUUAUGACGAAUUUAGUGUUUUUUUUUUUCGAGAGGCAAGCAAUACAGAGUCGAACUAGGAGACAGACUCAAGUGGCUCAACGGCUACACGAUGGGCGUUAUUAUGACAUAGCGCUUCCAUCAUGUCCAUCAUGUUUACAUGUGCCUUGGUCUUUGAAUUAAAAUGGACGACGCCGUCGUCAAGAGAGAGAAAUAGUUAUUUUCAGCCAUUUCUGCACUAAAAAAUAUCAAGUUUACCUUUCCAUUUUUGUUAAGAUAUCUUUAAAAAAAAUAUGAAGUCAAUUCUUUGUUUUUGUCAUAUUAUUCAUUAAGUUAGUUUUGUAAUGGUAAGAGUGUUUUUUAUCUUUGUAUUUCAAUAUGACUUAUAAGGCAAGUAAGUAAGAAAUAUUACAUUAUUAUUGAUUAAUACAAUUAUUUUGAUGUACAUGUACAAUAUACGAUAUAAUAAGAUUAUUACACUACCUUGUUGCUUUGUGAUUAUUGUCAUUUAACGUUCUAUUUAAUUUUUUUCCAAUUUUGAAUAUCAUGUAUGUACUAUAUGUUUCUUAAAGUCCAUUUGCUUUUCAUUUAUUUUAAUAUUCUGUUCUUAUCAUCAAUGUUAGAUACAAAAUAAUGCAUGAAAAUGAAAGUAAACAGAUGGGUGUUCCAUUAAGCUGUUCGUAAGAUAUGAGAGACUACAAAGGCGACUAGUGACCCUUUAUGAGCUAAAUCUAAAUCAGGACCUCAAAAUUUGGUGUAGAUAUUUUACCCCAAGAAAGAGUCACCAGUCGUCCGUAAAAUCGUGCGUAACGUAAGAAUAGCUUGAUGAAACCGCACCGUGAGGCUGUUUCAGAAAGCUGCUCGUAAUUAUGCCCAUCGAUAUCCGAAAGCUGGAAAGAGAUACAACGCCCUCUUUUGAGGCCAUUAAAAGUACUCUAAAAGUAAAAAAGUCAAGUGCGCACAAAGUUUCGCACUUAUUUUUCUUGCGUGUGCGAGUUGUUUCUGGUAUGACCCCAUCCAUAUGCUAUUGUGUCAUGGAGUAAUUUUUCAUUUAUUUCAAGGUGGUCCGUGCAGCUUUUUGGUGUCGAUGGUGAUGCCAAUAAUAAUGAUGAUGAUGAUGAUAAUAAUAAUAGGCAUUUAUAUAGCGCCAUCUAUCUAGAAAUAUUCUUUUUCGAGGCGCUUGGUUGUUGUUAUUAUUACCCCGGCUUUAGCUCGAGCUGCCUUUUAGCGCUCAUGCACUCAGGGAAUUAAUCAUGCCGGGUACCCAUUCACCCCACCUGGGUUGAGUGCAGCAAUGAUCUGUGUACAAGAGGGAAGAUCAGUGAAAAAAAUGUAAAAGGGAGCUUUCGGAAUCGCAACGGGGACGGAUUCUACAAUCACGGACCCUACCACAAAUUCUACAACCUACAACAUAGAAGAUCUAUUGUCAAAAAGCCCUUCAUGACUAAGAAGCCUUUGUCGAAAAUCGGUGAAUCAAAACAUCAGUUUCGUCUAAGACCAUGGACUACUAGUAAUGGUAUCAAUGGUACUCUAAAAGAUAUACAAUCAAUACAACUGUCUUAACCCCUUGUGGUCAAAUCCGUAAAAUUGAUAUAUUCUAUAAUAAAGAAAAUAUAUAUAAAACGACGAUCAGCCGUCCCGGUUCACCAAGUUUUGACAAAUACUUCUCGGCUGUUAAUCGUGAUUUGACGGGCAUUUUCAAAGGAUUUUCUAUGUUGCAGAAUUUUUUGUUCAUUUGACAUGUCCUUUCAAAAGGACAUUAUUUCAUGCUCAUUACAUGGCAUUGUAUAUUCUAUAAAAUAAUCCCCAACUAUUCGCUUAGCCAUGUAAGCCCUUAUUUAUGUAAAAGUGUGAACAUUUUUGUUCAAUAUGUAAUUGCGUCUACUAAGAUUAUCUACCCUCCAUUUCUUUUGUGAAGAAAAUAAUAUAAUGCUUUGAAUAGAUGUGCCUAACAUCAAGUUUAAAUUCCUUGUAUUAUCAUGAUAUUAACAGAAAAGGUGACGUAGAUGUUUAUCAUGUCAGUAGGGCUAUGAUUAAGAAAUAUGUUUUUAUGUACAGUACUUAGAUAUUAGUAAGAUGGUGUUUGCACUGAGUGAAGGCUUUGUUACAUUGAAAAUCCGCAAAAUGACGAUCUUGUCGAUAUAAUUGUUUGAUUUAAUAAAUAUAUAAAAAUGCA
Messenger RNA from Lytechinus variegatus (green sea urchin), 7594 nucleotides. RefSeq lists its product as uncharacterized. Gene Ontology annotation, molecular function: protein binding. NCBI's taxonomy places the organism in Eukaryota, Metazoa, Echinodermata, Echinoidea, Temnopleuroida, Toxopneustidae. The transcript has 11 exons. The coding region runs from base 365 to 2905 and encodes 846 amino acids. The record is from RefSeq and is a predicted model, not a curated record.